AUGUCAUCAGUUACAUCAAUCGCUCAGCAUGCAGAAUUUACUCAGCAGUGUUACCUCUUUCGAAUUAACUUACAACGUGUUAAAAAUCAUCAUGAUCAGCAAAAUUUCCAACAAAUCAAAUGCGAUGCUAUUGCCAGUUUAAAAAAAAUGAUGGAAAUAGCAAAUCCAGAAGCAACCGGAAAUGGCAAUUUACGAUACGAUUUUGAAUCUUGGCUUUUGUGGAAUUACGAACUGAAUCAAGAAUAUAGUAGUUUGCUGAUGAAUGAAAAAGUAGGUUUCAGUGGAAAAUAUAUUGAUGAAUUGAUGCGUGAAAUAAAAAAAAGAAAGAGAAGGCAAUAA
Rotaria socialis is the source of this 339-nucleotide messenger RNA. The record is from the annotation of a GenBank genome assembly. NCBI's taxonomy places the organism in Eukaryota, Metazoa, Rotifera, Eurotatoria, Philodinida, Philodinidae.